Messenger RNA from Etheostoma cragini (Arkansas darter), 4508 nucleotides. RefSeq names its product neuronal pentraxin-1-like. The record is from RefSeq and is a predicted model, not a curated record. The transcript is spliced from 7 exons. Lineage: Eukaryota; Metazoa; Chordata; Actinopteri; Perciformes; Percidae. The coding region runs from base 581 to 2590 and encodes 669 amino acids.
GAGAGAGAGAGAGAGAGAGGGAGAGAGUUAAAAUUAUCUACCUAAAGCCAAUCCUCCUCAAGCUCAUCAGUGUGCUGAAUGGACUAACCAGCUUGGGAACUUCAAACUUGCAGGUUGGACACCCUCUGGGAUCUGAUGGGUGGUCAGUCAAAGUUAAAGGGAUUACUCUUGGCUGUUGAACAAAGGAGGUUCUUGGAGUCAAGAGGGAUCGCCUGACCAACACCUCUUCCCAGAGACAGCAGGUUCUAUCAAGAUCCUUCAGCCCAGCUUAUCUCGCCAUGGAGCCAUGAAAUCUCAAGUGAUAUUGCACGGUUGUGUUGAAGCAACUAACAGCUGAAGACCUCAGCAGCACCCUUUGUGUGCUUUGGGAAUACUGCUUUGGAGUUUGUACUGCUUGUUGUUCAAAAGGACUUUAUGUGGUCUGGGAGGAGUUUCCAGCUGCAGUUUUAUGGUUGACAUGCGUUACCCCACCACCUUUCAAUCCAGCACUUAUAACCUCUAUUCAUGGUGUUCGUCACAAAUAAGCUAAGGCCUAGGAGGACUGUCAUUUGUCGAAGAAUAACUUGGACUCCGGCCAAACAUGGCCAGAGACGUCAGUCCUCUGAACCUCAUGCCUCUGUCUGCAAAACCCCACCAAUGGGUGGGAGUCUCUCUGUGGUCUAUCCUUCCCUUCUCCCCCUUACGUUCUCUAAUUUAUUACUACUUCCUGUCAUGUGCAGCAGCCGCAGCAGGUGGUUUGCCUGGUAUAGAAUAUGACUAUGGCAUUAGCCCUAAGUUUGUUUGCACCCCAAUUCCCCCAGAAGCUGACCCCAGCUGCUAUUCCCCACCCAGUGUGCCCCAUGGACCGAGCAGUAACGGCCACACAAACGGUCACAACGGCAGUAGCCGGCGAGGCAUGAUGUCCGACGAGGCCAAAGCCACCAUCUUGCACCUGCGCGAGAGCCUUGUGAGGCAAAAGGAGACCAUCCUGGACCAGCGGGAGACCAUCAGGGAGCUAACCGCCAAGCUCACCUUGUGCGAGGGCUUCGGUGGUGGUCACCAUGGCACUGAUCACCAUGGCACGGAUCACCACGACAACCAUCACGAUACCCAUCAUGAGAAUCAUCACGACGGCCACCGGGACGACCACCACGGGCAGCACGGCAGCCACCACACGACCUCCUCUUCACACCACGGUUCUUCGCCGUAUCACAGCAGCGACCACCACUACUCCCACGGCGGCCACAGGUCCGACCCCCACCACAGGAAGCCCUCGACAUACGGAAAACACAGCUCCUUCUCCCCUGAACAGACGGGCAAAACACUGCAGACGCUGAAGGAGAGGCUCGAGAACUUGCAGGCGAGGAACUCCUCCAGCUCCUACUCCAGCUCACUGAGAGAACUCCUCCAGCGGAAGAUCACCGCCCUGGAGGAGCAGCUCCACAGCUACUACAGAGAUACCCAUGACUACGGUCACCACAACGACCACCACGAUGAUCACCACGACGACCACCGCGGUACCGGUCACAGGGACGACCACCACGACAGCCAUCACAACAGCCACCACGGCAGCCGCAGGAACAACCAUCGCGGCAGUUACCAUAACUAUCACCACGAUCACCACUACGACCGGCACAAUAGCCGGCAACGUGGUCACUAUGGCAACCAUCACAGCCCCUACCACUACGACGACCAUCAUGACGGCCACCCUGAGGAUCACCACGAUUAUCACCCUGACGAUCACCACGAUGGUCACCACGACUAUCACCACGGGCCUGGACACCACGAUGACCACCAUGAUGAUCACCAUGAUAUUCACCAUGGCAACGACCACCAUGACAGCCGCCACGGGAUCGAUCAUAACCCACGGCGGUUGGCUUCCAGCGGCAAAGAGACAAAUCUGCGCGGCGCUGGGCACGGCAAGCUGGAAACAGUGCUCAGCCAGCUGCACCACGGCAACCCCGACACUGGAAACCACAAGAAGCUGAAGAGUCCCAACGCUUUUCUGCUCGACUUCCCCAUGAGGACCAACUACAUGUACGCCAGGAUGAAGCGGUCAGUGGUCAACGAAAUCUUUGCAAUGACCAUCUGCCUGCGGCUGAAGGCCGGAGCAGGUCCUGGCCUCGGUACUCCGUUCUCCUACGCUGUACCUGGACAAGCCAAUGAGCUGGUGCUCAUUGAAUGGGGCAGCAACCCCAUGGAGCUGCUAAUCAACGACAAGGCGGUGACAAUGCCAAUAACCAUGACCGAUGGGAAGUGGCAUCACGUGUGCAUGACGUGGACGACACGAGACGGAGUCUGGGAGGCCUACCAGGACGGGGUGAAGAAAGGCUCGGGACAGAACUUGUCCGCCUGGCACCCCAUUAAACCAGGAGGGACUUUUAUCCUGGGCCAGGAGCAGGACACAGUGGGAGGCCGCUUCGACGUCACUCAGUCCUUCAUGGGAGAGUUGUCUGAUCUCCAGUUCUGGUCCAGAGUCCUGACACCCAACGAGAUCUACAGCCAGGCAACCUGCGGGGGCCACCUCAUUGGAGAUGUCAUGUCCUGGUUGGAGGAAUCAGUGGAGCUCCACGGAGGGCUCUCUGAGGUGCCCUUUGACCCCUGCCACUAAGGACUGACACUGGACCCCAACACCAAGAGCCGUAGCAUCAGCAUCCCAACAUAUUUCAAAUCCCCCACCCCCCCCAACCCAGUCAAAAAUAGUUGGAGAGUGGGAAAAUGUUAUCUAGUCACGGAUCAAAGAUGGGGGAAUGAUUGAGGAUUACGAGCAGGAGGAGUUAUUUAGCUUUUCUAUAUAUUUUUGCCAUUCCUGUCUGAUCUUUCUGCCUUCUCCACCUACACCCUCACUUCUUCGCUCCGACGCUCUCAGCAGGACGAUGUCGAAGGCUCCGAAAAGCGCUGGGCUUUGGAUUUACAGGCUGGGUGGUCAUGACUGCGGCUGAAUCUCGAGGAUGCAACACACAUAAUAGGAUUUCAUUCCAUCAGAACAGGUCCAAAGGUUGCUUGUUGCCAUCAGCUCCCCAUGCACUAGCUUGUUUUGUUCAGUAUGUGAGCAACAAGAGGUGAAAGAGUGGCGAAAAGCCCCAGAAUACAAAUGAAGCCACACUGAGACCUGAACCGGGAUAAUUCAUACGUGUUGCUAGAGUACUGACAAUCGAAUGUCUGCUCAUUGUUUUGUCGAGACAAAGGGAUAAUGUUGUUUUUUUGUUACAAUGUCUGUCAAAUUUGGUACAAGCUACUGUUGGUUUUGCACGUUGAGAUUUUUGUCUGUUUUGUACUAGUGUUUCAUACUGAAAACUCUGCUCUAUUGUAGACAGAAAACUGAUUUUGUGGCAUUCAGAAAAAAAAAAAAAAAAGAAUCCAUGUAUGAUGUGGUCUGGAUAACCGUGAGAUUGCAGUUUGUCAAUUCAGGACUGAGAACGAUGUCUUGUUUCUUUGUCAAAAAAAGUCGGCCGUUAAACAAGAGCCCCGCGGCUCAAUGUCAGCCGUGACAGGCCACCAGGCUGCACAGACGCAGCGUCAACUGUCCCGCAAAAUGCCGAUGGCUUACAGCGGGAUUUACCUAUGGACAACUGAUCUGAUCCGGCCUAUUUCGGACCAGCUCAAAACACACACGGCAGAGUCGGACACACUCACACACACUCUGCACACGCUUAGAGAAGAUAAAAAGGUGAAAGGAGACUUUGUUGAUCUCGGUUUGUAGCGGCACCUUUACGUUUUUUUUUAACAAGAGGCUUUUUUGCACAUGUAAAUUAUAUCAGAUAGUCGGUUUUUAAUGAUUAAAAAGCAUGUAUAGUGGCAUUUCUCGCAUUGUAAAUAAGUACAUAGCACUUUCUCAACCUAAUACUAACCCUGAGGUUGUUUAAGAGCAAUCUUUUGGAAGUAAACUGUUUAUUAUUUGUUUAACAUAACCCUGUCCCAUCUGAGUUAAACUCAAUGGGGUUGAACUCUUUUUAUUGAUAGUCGAAACUAAAUGGGCUAUUUGUUGUUAACAUGGUGAUUAGAAUCUCUCAGCAUCAGGACCACAUCAUCGCACCACAGCUGUGAAUAUCUGCAAAGUGUUUCCUCGACUGGAACGCCAAGACGAGCAGCACUUUGAAAACCUGCUCCUGUUUUCCUCUCAUGAUAGCGGGCCAAAUGCACGUGACAUUUGUGAAUAUGUUGCUUCUUCUGUCUUUGUCCUAUAGACAUUGAUUUAAACACCUCCUCCUCUUUUGAUCGCACUGUGUAGUGAUAGGCUGAAUGAAAAAAAUAACAUGUACAACUUUAUGCAUUAAGACUUGCUUAUUCUCGCCUUUGGUGUACACUUUAAUUAGAUUUAGUUGUUUUUUUAUGUUUAUUCUUGUGUCUUUGGCUGUAAAUAUUCAAAGUAUUGCAGUGUGUUCAGUCAACAGUCCCUCCCUCGUGUGUAAGCCAAACGGAAUUGUAAAACUUGAAAGAGGAAGAAAAUGCUCUGUAAAUGCUGUCAAAUAUUUGUAAAGAUGUGAGGAUUUUGAUUAAAACUAUUUAAAAUAUUUUAUGAAUUCAAA